Messenger RNA from Cylindrotheca closterium, 981 nucleotides. The record is from the annotation of a GenBank genome assembly. Lineage: Eukaryota; Bacillariophyta; Bacillariophyceae; Bacillariales; Bacillariaceae.
AUGGUGUUGUCUCGACGUCCUGGUCAUCGUCGUCACCCCCGAGAUGGCUCGCCACCACCCAAUGAGCAUUCAGAAGAUGAUGUACCUCAUCGAUCGAGAAAGCUGCCAAUAAGCUCCCGUCGACUCCCCAAAGUCAUCGCCCUGACGGUUGUCUUUCUGAUCUACUUUUUGGUGGGGCUGUCCAUGCGGCUCAAGGCAAACUUGACCAUAUUACCUCCCAAAGGGAAACUUCGAGGAACCACCCAACAAGAAACCAAUGCCACAUCCUGCCCACCAUUGCCCCAACGACUGCAAAAUCUAAAGACGCUUCCCUUGGAGACAAUGACCAAAGAAGAAAUGGAGUACCAAAUACAGAAUCACAUGGAUCAAAACGAGUUUGGGACCACGGGAAAUAAAAUCUUGACUUGCCGGCAACACAAUGUUCACUUUUGUCGUGGUGUGGUCAAAGUCUAUCGUUCCAAAGCCAUGUAUUUUCAAGUCAAGCGAUGCCUUCACAUGUUGGAGGACGCUGGUAUUACAUCACGAAUCUUGUUUGCAGAUGAUGAAACAGGAACCAUGGUGGAAGAAGAUAUGGGGGAAGUCACACUCAUGAACUCCCCAGUGCCUUGGGACUAUAAGGACCAAAUGCACCGGAUUCAAUGCAUUUUGCAAAAACACAGCAUGAUUCAUCGAGAUUUCAAUUUCCGUAAUUUCAUUGCUAAUCAAGCGACUGGGAAAAUAAACAUUAUCGAUUUUGGUGAUGCUGUAGUAUGGCAAGGAGGUUUGUGGAAUCCGAAAAACUACAAUUGGAGGAACCUUCAGAAUAUGUUUAGCCUUUGGUGGAGACGGCACGAUUCCGAAGAUCAGCUAAGGAUCAUGUUCGAGGUGGCAGAACCAAUGUUGGUGGGCAAACGCAUUUGGAGACAACCUGUACAACAACAACAAGCACAAGCACAAGCGCCAAAAGAGAAUGAAGCAAAGGGAAAACAGGACGAGGAAUAA